GUCACCAGCGGCGAGGCGUGGAAGUUCCUGGAGCUCUACCGCUGCCGCGAGGGCCUGACGCGCCAGGAGCUGCAAAUGAACAAGGAGGCAUUCGCAACGGCGCUGGGCUCCGAGGUUGACGUGCUUCUGGAAGACGACGACUCCAUCGAGUUAACGUACCAUCAGACCUGGAAGGCAUUACGGUGGCUCGGCUGGAGAAUCCCAAAGGAGGUGGGCCGCUUGCCGGUGCAGCAGCAGCUGAUCGCCUCGGUGGACCUGGACAACUCGGGCUGCCUCAACCUGAAGGAGUUCCACAAGCUCGUGCGGCUUGUGCGGGAGCGCGAGGACGAGGAGAUGCACAGGGCGCGCCAGGCCAUGGACCUGCCGAUGGCUAGCAUGUUCGAGGUCGUGCACACCUGCCUGGCGCAGAGGUACUGGCUGGCCGCCAGCACAGGGCCGGGCGGCUCUGCGGAGACCCGGGACCCCGCGGCGCUGCCGGGCAACAGGGAGGAGCAUUUGCGGCGCAGCGAGCGGUCCGAAUGGGGCCCGAGGUGGGCACGGCUCUGCCCCGCCAUCCUCCGGGACCGCAGGGGCAAGACGGCGGUCGUGACCGACUUUGCGGACCCUGCGAGGGAGAAGGAGUUGCCCUCGUCCUUGUUGAUCGCGUGGUACGAGGGCCUGCUCGUCCUGGACGGGAUCCGCAGGUCAGGUUUGCAGGUCUCCUGGUUCAACGAGGAACUGCGGUCCCAGCUGAAGGAAGCGGGCGUCGUCAGCCCAGCCCUCUACAUGAAGGAGCAGCUCCACGACCAGGCGGUCACCGGCCCGGAGUUCCUGACCUCGGACGGCAAGACUUCCGAGCAUCGGAGGAAAAUACUGCCCCGCGAGGUCCCUGCGGACGGCGAGACCAAGGACGGCUGGUUCAGGGUGAAGUCGCUGGCCGGGUAUCUGCCGCCGUGGGAGGCAUUCCUCCACCCGAGGUGCGGACUCUACCAGGACUUCUACAUGGUGCAGUGGGACUACCCUGACGACAGCACCGACUACAGGGAUAUGGAGUUUGGCGGAGACAUGGUCGGCACCACUUGGGAGCCAGACGAGUGCCUGCCUGACGAGCUGGACAACCUGAGGAUCAGCCAGAAAAGGAAUUGGCUGGGCCAACACGCAACAGGGAGGCGCAGAGCGAGCCGGCAGGCCAGACGGACUCGAAGCGACGCUCCGAGGGCGCGCCCGAGGCUGAGGCCCGGCCGAAGGCCCCCAAGACGGAGCCGCCCGCCUCGGCGGAGCGGAAGCAGCACCGGGAGGGCGCCCCCGAGGCCUCCGGGCCGAAGGCCAGCAGCGGAGAGGACGCGGCGGGCAGGGCCGCGCUCGCUCCCGGCGCGGCGAGCGUCGGGCCCGGCGCCCUCCCGGCGGCGCCGUCGCUGGCGGACCUCACGGGCAAGGCGGGGCACGUGCCAGACCAGAAGCUGGACGUCAGCGGAGGCGACGCGAUGA
This is a messenger RNA of Prorocentrum cordatum, 1467 nucleotides long. NCBI's taxonomy places the organism in Eukaryota, Dinophyceae, Prorocentrales, Prorocentraceae. The record is from the annotation of a GenBank genome assembly.